This is a messenger RNA of Megalopta genalis, 517 nucleotides long. The record is from RefSeq and is a predicted model, not a curated record. NCBI's taxonomy places the organism in Eukaryota, Metazoa, Arthropoda, Insecta, Hymenoptera, Halictidae.
ACUUUUCAUAGAAAAUACAAUGAAUCCUUUAACAAAUGUAAAAAAUAUUAAAAAGCUGGGAGAACAAGAAUUGCUAAGAAGCAGUAAAACAUCCUGGCAUGAUCAAUACAAAGAUAGUGCAUGGAUUUUUGUUGGUGGCUUACCAUACGAUUUGACAGAAGGCGAUAUUGUAACCAUAUUUUCACAGUAUGGAGAAGUAGUAAAUAUAAAUUUAAUUAGAGAUAAAGAUACAGGCAAACAAAAAGGGUAUGGAUUCUUGUGUUAUGAAGAUCAAAGGAGUACAGUGUUAGCUGUUGACAAUUUUAAUGGUACUAAGAUUUUAGGAAGGACAAUACGAGUUGAUCAUGUUACUAAUUAUAAAGCACCAAAGGAUUCAAAAAAUGUUGAUGAAGAAACCAAACAAUUAAGAAAAGAAGGUUGUGCCCCCAAAAGUAAUUUGAAUAUUGUAUAAAUUACAAAUAAUUUAAGUUAUUAUAAGUUGUAUAUAUGUAUAUACUAAAUGUAUUUUUUUACUUUU